UCAUCUGUUAUUUAUUUUAUAAUAAUAAUAAUAAUACUAAAUAAAUGUAUUAUUGAUUGAAGGAUUUCGUAAGCAAUGCAAAUUACUCGCUUAGAAAAGCCGAAAAAGAAAGGUAGGAGAGGAACCUAAUCCAUUAUAUUGAAAACUACCACUUCCCCUUUUUUUUCCAUUCUUUCUUUUUUGAGUGGAUCGCUUGCUUUCUAAUAAAGCUUCAUCCCAUCCUUCGCAGUAAACUGGAAAACAAAGAGUCCAAUCUCCCGCAUCUCCCGCUCAAAAAGGAAACGACCCCAAAAGAAAAGGCCAUGCUUCUCUUCUUCUUCUUCUUCCUUCACCUGCCCUUCACUUCUUCCUUCCUCCCGCCAUGUCUCGCCUCUAGGCCAUCGCCAAAAUCAAAAACCAAUUCCAGCCGCGUGGUGUUCAGGUGCGGAGAUGGAGAACAAUCAUCACUCAGCUCAUCCAGAAACUUCGAGUACUUCCCCGGGAAGCCGCGGUGGCGGAGGCAGGAGGCCCCGGCGAGGCUUUCGUAUGCGUUCUCGCCGGACAACACGAUCGACUACCUCUCCCCGUCCGACGUCCGUCAAUCCUUCCGCCGCGCCUUCGGGCGCUGGAGCGCGGUGAUCCCGGUGAGCUUCGCGGAGGCGGAGGAGUACGGCUACGCCGACAUCAAAAUCGGGUUCUACAGCGGGGACCACGGCGACGGGGAGCCCUUCGACGGCGUCCUGGGGGUGCUGGCCCACUCUUUCUCGCCGGAGAGCGGGCGGUUCCACCUCGACGCGGCGGAGAGGUGGGCCGUGGAUUUUCGAGCGGAGAAGUCAAAGGUUGCUGUUGACUUGGAAUCGGUGGCGGUCCAUGAAAUUGGACACGUGUUGGGCCUGGCCCACUCGUGGGCCCGGGAUGCCGUGAUGUUUCCGAGCUUGAAGCCCAGGAAGAGGAAAGUGGAGCUCAGCCUCGACGACAUACGGGGCGUUCAGGCGCUCUAUGGCUCCAACCCCAACUUCACCGUCGGAUCUUUGUCCGAGUCCGAUAUUUCCACCAAUCGUGCCGUUGGCGUUGCUUGGCUCGGUUCCUCUCAACGGCUGCGAUUGCUUGCUCUCUGCUCUUCCUUUCUGUUGCUUUCUCUGCAACUGUGAUAUUGUGACUCGUCAUCAUUAUCAUUCACCAGAUUUCUUUCUUUUUUUUAUUUUUGCUUUCUUUCUCAAUUUUUUGGAAGCAUAGAUAAUUUGAAAGGUAUACUGACCCACGUAAAGAAUGGCAAGUGGAAACCUCAGAUGUGGCCAACAAAGAUUGUAGAUGAUUAUUCAUCAAAUGAAGAAAAAAAAUUAAUAUUGUAAAUGAUCAAUCGUUUCUUUUUUUUUAAUUUGUUAUCUCUAACUAGAUUCUACUAGAUUAGUUAUUAAACUAUCUGACCAACCAAUUUUUUUUUUGACAAUCUAUCUGACCAACCAAGCUAUAGAGAUUUUAUUGUUAUGUUUCAAUUGUUUCGAAAUGUAACUUGUGAGAAUCCUCCUCCACGCUUCUCUUUUAGCCUCUUCAUGGAGGCGUCUACACGUUUUCAGCCAAAUGUAAUUACUCACAAUCAUGCACCAAAUCAGCCUACAAACUCUCCCUGUCACAGAAUUUCCUGCUACAAUGUGAUAGACUACUGUCGGUGAAUCGUUCCAUGAUGAUCUGCAUACUUAAGCAAACCCAAGUUGACUAACAACUUAUUUGCAAAAUUACUUUGAAAAAGCAAAUGGUAACCUAAAACUAGCGGUGGAAGUUUGGUUUGUGGGAUGCGGGUAACCCGCACACUUUGUGGAUACCCAUACCCACAAUUUAUGGAUAGUGGGUUGGGUGUGGGUAGCAAUAUAUAUAUAUAUGGUGACUACUUCGGUGCACUCACAAAAAUGAGUGCGUUCAAUGCACCCAACUCAAAAACUAGUCUUAAGGUGUCGGAUUUUGAAUUUUAAUUUGUAGAAUUAGUGUAAUAUGAUGAUAUACCAUAUGAUACCAACUAAUUAGCGGAUUGCCCUAAGGCCUAGACCUCCAAUUUUGAGUUCUAUCUGACUCGACUCUACUGUCACCCUAGGAACUGGCCAAGUGCAACCACUCCCUAAAGCGUAGUAUAGCGGGUUUAGGUUUAUAUGUCAACCCGGGUCCUAGAUUUGCUGACUACUCAGUGAUUUCUUGUUAUCUAGCAAUAAAACUGGAGUGCAAGUCUAAACUACCAAACAAACAAAGCAAGUAAACUGGUUGUAUUCAGGUUAAAGAGGUCACCCGGAUAUGGUUCCCCCUAGACUGCAGUUAAGCCGGAUUGUAAUUACCAAGUUCAGUUUCUAUGACAGUUAUACUGCGGAAGGUUCUUAAACAGCCUGAAGUCUUGACUAAAGGUCUUCAGACCCUCUCAAUCUGACUCUCUAGCGGGCGACUAACCUCCACCGGAGUCGACAGAUUGAGGCCCUAAGAACAAAACCUCCACUACCGGAGUAAAUCCGGUACAGAAUAGUGAGUUGGCUCCUCGACUAAAGUCACCAACUCCCUACCUUCAAUCAAGGAUACUCUAUUAA
Molecule: messenger RNA, 2546 nt
Organism: Linum trigynum
Lineage: Eukaryota; Viridiplantae; Streptophyta; Magnoliopsida; Malpighiales; Linaceae
Source: the annotation of a GenBank genome assembly